Molecule: messenger RNA, 3267 nt
Organism: Hyaena hyaena (striped hyena)
Lineage: Eukaryota; Metazoa; Chordata; Mammalia; Carnivora; Hyaenidae
Gene: DNAJB12
Product: DnaJ heat shock protein family (Hsp40) member B12
Exons: 9
Coding region: 96-1217 (373 amino acids)
Biological process (GO): cellular response to misfolded protein
Cellular component (GO): endoplasmic reticulum membrane
Molecular function (GO): Hsp70 protein binding
Source: RefSeq, a predicted model, not a curated record
AGCCUGCGCCCGCCUGCCCCGCGACGUGCCGGCGGCUGGCGCAGCCCUCCGCUCGCCCGGCCUCCCCCUCCCUGGUUCCGCGCUCUGGUUCCGCCAUGGAAUCCAACAAGGAUGAAGCCGAGCGCUGUAUUAGCAUCGCCCUCAAGGCCAUCCAGAGCAACCAGCCCGACCGGGCACUCCGCUUCCUGGAGAAGGCGCAGCGGCUGUACCCGACGCCGCGAGUUCGCGCCCUGAUCGAGUCCCUCAACCAGAAACCACAGUCUACUGGUGACCAUCCCCAACCCACAGACACGACCCACAGGAAAGCAGGUGGGACUGAUGCCCCCUCGGCCAACGGAGAAGCUGGAGGAGGAGAGGGCACCAAAGGCUACACUGCAGAGCAAGUAGCAGCAGUGAAAAGGGUCAAGCAGUGUAAGGAUUACUAUGAGAUCCUGGGGGUGAGCAGAGGGGCCUCCGAUGAGGACCUGAAGAAGGCCUACCGCAAGCUGGCCCUCAAGUUCCACCCAGACAAGAACCACGCACCCGGGGCCACUGAAGCUUUCAAAGCUAUUGGCACAGCGUAUGCUGUACUUAGUAACCCAGAGAAAAGGAAACAGUAUGACCAGUUCGGUGAUGACAAGAACCAGGCAGCCCGGCAUGGCCACGGGCAUGGGGACUUCCACCGUGGCUUUGAGGCUGAUAUCUCCCCAGAAGACCUCUUCAACAUGUUCUUUGGCGGCGGUUUCCCAUCUAGUAACGUCCACGUCUACAGCAACGGCCGCAUGCGCUAUACCUACCAACAAAGGCAGGACCGCAGGGAGAACCAGGGUGACGGCGGGCUGGGGGUAUUUGUUCAGCUGAUGCCCAUCCUCAUCCUGAUCCUCGUGUCGGCGCUCAGCCAGCUCAUGGUCUCCAGCCCCCCGUACAGCCUGAGCCCCAGGCCGUCGGUGGGCCACAUCCAGAAGCGAGUCACUGACCACCUGAACGUUGUCUACUACGUGGCAGACACCUUCUCCAAGGAGUACACAGGCUCCAGCCUCAAAACAGUUGAACGGAAUGUAGAAGACGACUAUAUCGCCAACCUCCGAAACAACUGCUGGAAGGAGAAGCAGCAGAAGGAAGGCUUGCUGUACCGGGCCCGCUACUUCGGCGACACAGAUAUGUACCACAAAGCACAGAAGAUGGGCACCCCAAGCUGUAGCCGACUGUCAGAGGUGCAGGCUUCCCUGCAUGGAUAGUCCUGGGCCAGCCACGCCGCCGAGGUCCAAGGGUCCAGCUGUGCGUGAAGGCCACCUGCUAGCGCCUCCGCAAGUGACAGAGCGCAGGAGGGAGGCUUGUUCGUGCGGGCUGAGCUGGAGGCUCCCGGCCGCGGGACGGCCAGGCUAACUCUUACCACUCUCCUCCCCAGACCAUGAAAUCCCUGGAGAAUUUUUGGUGACAUGCACUGAGCCAAGGUGAUGGACUGUAUAUUUAAGGAAAGACAUAAAAAGAAAAAUUAAAAUGGAAUUGGAGGCCGAACGCCGCACAACUGCCCUCUCUCUCACCCAGUAAAUGCCGAAGGCCCUUAGGACAGGAAAACCUGCCACGGGGCUGCUUCCCUUCCUCCCAGGGCUGGCAGAGGCUCAGGCUCCACUUCGGCUGCUCCUAGGAUACGGAAACCAUGGCAACGAAAGUAGAAUGUAAAACUUGCAGCAAAUGUCUGUGGAAAGGGCUGGGGGAGGGGGCGCCCAACUGCCUUCCUCCCCCUCCCGGGAGCCACCACCAGUCACCUCUCUGUGGAAGCCAGUCAGGGGCAUUGGCCAAGGAGAGGAGGAGGAGGAACAAGAACUCUCCACAGAAUGUAAUUUAUAGAGCGUGCAUAUGUGUGUAUAUAUAUAUAUCUAUUUAUAUGUAAAUAGCAUAUAUAAAGAUAUAUAUAUAUAUAUAUAUAUAUACUACUUUUUAAACUAUGCAGGGAUUUGGCUAAAUUGUUUAGCUGAUUUCUUCCCUGUUUUAGAAAACGAGGCGUGUUUGGGGAAGGAAACCUGGUCCUUCAAAGGCUGGUAACUAAGCCAUGGCUGACAGCGUUAGGAAAGUCGGGUCAUAGCUUUCAACGUUCCCCUCAAACCCAGCCUGCUUUUGAUGGCAGCGGUAAUCAUGAUAGUGUAAGUCCGUAGAGAACUUGGAGGUUGCCAGCUUUAUGGUGAAGCUGGAGCAGAGCAGGCUUUCAGGGGAGAAAGUGCCCCUAGGGUCAGGUACCACGACAGCACUGAGUCAUGGUAGAGGCCCCAGGCAGCCUGUGGGCGUGAGGCCACCUUCCUCAAGCUUUGGUCAGCUCAGGUGGGCUCUUAGUCCUGGGGCCCGGGAGCUUUCUGUCUCCCUGUGACAGAGAACAAGGUUAGAGAGGGGGACCAGGUUUUGCCUAGCCACCUGCCCCCCCCCCCCCGCCCCGCUUAGUCCCAAAGAGGGUUUUGCCUUAUAGAUGCCACAGGGCACAGCUCCGUUGUUGCCAUUGGCUUUUCCCAAGUCGUGCACCAAGAACUCCAGAAGGUUCUUCCUCCAUCAGCCAGGCGGUGCCCAAGACCCUGGGGCAGCAGCCGACUCCUGAAGAAAAGUCUGUGCCUGUGGGCACCUCUGUCUCCGCCCUCCAUGGACAUGAUGCCACCUGGCCUUCUGUUGCACUUUGGACAAAGGCUGCACCUGAACCAGAAGGGUUUUCUUAUACUCACCUUGAUGUGAGGGUUUUUCUCAAAACAGCAGUUGCUGCCAGGGGAAGGGAGGGAGGCUUUAUUUAUUCCCACAGUUUAUACUGGGUCUUUUGGAAUUACUGUUUUUCCUGAAUUUUCCUCUGGCAGCGGGUGUGUCAUUGAGCCUGCCAUCUUCCAAAGCCUUACUUCCCCAAGCUGCCAGCCAGGAGGUGAUAACUAUCCUCUCAGAGUUUCUCUUGGCUCUUUUUUUUUUUUAAGGUCUUCCCACCCCCCCAACGAACAAAGAUUCUUGCUGGUAAAGGAAGCCUGGUAAAGAAAUGUCAAAAUGGUUUUUGAACAAGAUCCUGCCCUGUGAUGUAGCAGCCACCCCGGCCCAGAGAGAUGAUAAGUGGAGGUGGGCGAGAGUACCCACCCACCCACCCGCGGUUGGCCCGGUGCUCUGCCCCCACCACCCCUGCCGUCUGUUCUGGGUAGAUGUCCCUAGGUGGGCUGACCCAUGUGCAAUAAGAACACAGAUCCUAAAGGAUCCCCUGAGAAGCUGUUAUUUCUUGAAAUUAGAAUUCUAAAAUUGUACAUCUAUAAAUAUAUGUUUAUUAUGUGA